Messenger RNA from Dermacentor silvarum, 2323 nucleotides. RefSeq names its product sodium-dependent glucose transporter 1A. The transcript has 4 exons. Bases 92 to 1474 code for a protein of 460 amino acids. Gene Ontology annotation, biological process: transmembrane transport. Lineage: Eukaryota; Metazoa; Arthropoda; Arachnida; Ixodida; Ixodidae. The record is from RefSeq and is a predicted model, not a curated record.
AAGAUUGCCGAAGGCAUGGUCGUCUUCACUUCGGCCACCGACUGCCCGUCACAGAUAUCGCUUGAACAAGUGACCGCAAGUCCAGCUAAAUAUGCCUACCCGCAACAAGCUAUGGCUCGAUCUGGGACGUACGUGCAACUUGAGCCUCGGAAACCUGGGAAUGGGCCUCGUCAUCGGCAUAAGAGGUGUUGCUUUGCUGGACAUGGCUGAGAUAUACGGAACAAGCAUCGCCAGCAUAUCGUACCUCAUCACCACUUGCGGCGUGGGCAAUCUCAUCGGCUCUCUACUUGGAGGCAAGCUACACGACACGUACAACACGCAGUUGGUCUCGAUUUUGGCAAUGGCAGCUACCUGCAUCACGGUGACCAUGAUUCCACUGAGCGGCAUCCUAGCACUGGCACACGUUAACAUGUUUCUGUGCGGGCUGUGUAUGGCUGCGUUUGCCACUGGUGCGAACGUCUGGAUCAUCAGGAUGUGGACAGAGAAAAGCAGCCCGGCGCUGCAACUCUACCACUUGGCCUUCGGUAUCGGUGGCUUCGUGGGUCCAUUCAUCGCGCGACCAUUCCUGUCGAAUAGCGACGGCGGCAAUGCGACCGCACCGAACACUACCGACAACGUAUACCUGACCCACAGCAACAUCGCUUUCUCGCCUGUCAACUUGGUAGAUCUGGCCAAUAGCUCCACCGCUCAAAAUGGCACGGGCGAGUCGAGCGUUUACUAUGCAUUCGGCAUCGUCGGAGCAUUUUAUUUGAUUCUGACUGUUUCUAUGAUCGUGCUUUACAUUAUAGACAAUGCGGACUUCAAACCUUCCACACCUGAAGGUGAGAGCUCUACGGCUGCUGAGGAACCACCUAACUCUGCCCGCUUUACCCGAAUCAUUGUGGCAACAAUGUGCGUCUACAUAGGCAUUUACGUCGCACUCGAGUGUACCACGUCCCAGAUGGUGGCCUCAUUUGCAGUAAAGAGCCAGCUCCACUUCUCGAAGUCGUUGUCUUCUCGCGUGGAAUCUGUGUUCUUCUUCUCCUUCGCCGCUAGCCGCCUCACCGCAAGUCUGAUUACAAUCAAAGUUUCCGCCUUCUGGAUGCUAGUUUCAGCGCACGUAAUUCUUCUACCCACGGCCGUGACGCUCGCGCUAUUGGGUUCCAGCAACUCCAUGGUGCUCUGGGUCAGCAGCGCUCUCUUUGGUGUCGGACAAGGACCGAUCUACGCUGCUUUAAUAUCCUGGACGUCCGGGCACAUCAAUCUAAACAACAAGAUGAUGUCUCUAGCUGCUGUCACCGAAUGCAUCGGAUCAAUGUCAGCGCCGGUUAUUGUAGGGCAGUUUCUGGACAAGGACCCUAACGUGUUCCUUUAUGUGUGUCUUACGACUGUUGCGUUGUGUGCGGUUAUUUUCAUUUCUAUGUAUCUCUACGUAAGAAGAGCGCGACACCGAAGCGAUGACAAAGAACUGCUAGUCAACGAAACUGACAACUAGCAUAACGACAGGUUUCAAUAAACCUUCGAGGUUUGCCUCAACAUGUGUUAUCAUACGGCUACCUAAAGUGCACCACGAGUUGGUGCUUGCCCUGAGGCUUGCCCCGUCGUGCUAGAGCACUGCUAUAUAAGUUAAGGGUUGAGUCUGUGUUGGUGCGCGAACGCCUAUACCGACAAGGGCAUGUGGACAGUCCGUCGUGUACGUUUUGUGGCUCCUGUGAGACACUUGAGCAUCUCGUUUUAGAGUGACCCGCAUUCCGCAUUGCUAAUUAAGGAAUAUGGAUUUAUUGGACUGCAAUAUGCGACCCUUAACGAUUGCCUAUUUCCAAGGGGGUGCGCUUCCCGACGUGACCAGGCCCUGCUAACUUUUCUGAAGGACACUGACUUGGCCUCCCGUUUUGUAGACAUUAUUUGUCUUUUGUUUUGUUCUGUCUGUGUCUACGUCAUUUAUCUAUUUCCUCUUUUCUUUCCUCAUGUUUUCAUUCUCUCUAUUCCCUCCUUCUGAAAGAGUAGGCAGACGUUGUGCCCCUCUCGGUGACAGUUGUCAGCUUGCUCCCUCCGUAUUUCCUUCGUGUCCUCGUGUUAUAUGUGUACAAACCAAAUAAUAGUCCGUGUCAACAGGGACAUUUGGCAUGUAAAUUACCUAUAUUUUUGGAGAAGCCUCUUUAUUUCUCAUUUUAUAGCUAACUUUAUAUUUCCGAAAAUGCAAACACCUCUACACCCGCUUUGGUGUAGCGGCGUUGCCGUGGCGCUUUGGUCGCGGCGGUCACAUUCCGGUCAUGGCGGUCGCUUUUCAAUAUGGACGAAAUACAAAAACACCCAUGUACCGUGCACGGUAACGAACCACAGG